Pipistrellus kuhlii (Kuhl's pipistrelle) is the source of this 3134-nucleotide messenger RNA. It is a transcript of the gene SACK1C, whose product is annotated as family with sequence similarity 83 member C. Gene Ontology annotation, biological process: epidermal growth factor receptor signaling pathway. The transcript has 4 exons. Bases 213 to 2414 code for a protein of 733 amino acids. The record is from RefSeq and is a predicted model, not a curated record. Lineage: Eukaryota; Metazoa; Chordata; Mammalia; Chiroptera; Vespertilionidae.
CAGCAGGCGAGGCUGACCCAACAGGUUCCAGAAGCCAGGGGCAAUGGGGCGGAGCGUGGCUCCUGACUUAGGUGGCAACGGGUUGGGGGCCCUGCCACACCGGGGCAGGCGGCAGGCGGGCAGGAGACGGAUUUGCUGCUCUCUCCCUGCUGCAACCAGCAGGGUGCAGGCCAUGGAGCCCACUGGAGGGUGACAGCGGCCGGUGGGCGGGCAUGUUUGGAGGCCUGGGAGCACAGGGCAUGGCAGGACCCCUGCGGGGCAGGGUGGAGGAGCUGAAGCGGCCCUGGUGGAGGGAGAGCUCCCCGCUGGUGCUGCAGCACAGCGAGGCGGCCCGGCUGGCGGCCGACGCCCUCCUGGAGUGGGGCGAGGCUGCCUACCUGCGGGUCAUCUCCGAGGAGCAGGAGCUGCCCUUCCUGAGCUCCCUGGAUGUGGACUACAUGACCCGCCAUGUGCGCGGGGGUCCUGAGCUGGGGGAGGCCCCUGGACUGGAGGCCUCGGGCCCCGACCGCCUCAGCCUGCUCUCAGAAGUCACCUCGGGCACUUACUUCCCCAUGGCCUCUGACAUCGACCCCCCAGACCUGGACCUGGGCUGGCCUGAGAUCCCGCAGGCCACGGGCUUCAGCCCCACCCAGGCCGUGGUCCACUUUCAGCGGGACAAGACCAAGAACAUCAAAGACCUUCUGCGCUUCCUCUUCAGCCAGGCCCGCACGGUGGUGGCUGUGGUGAUGGACAUAUUCACAGACAUGGAGCUCCUGUGUGACCUCAUGGAGGCCUCCGGUCGGCGUGGUGUCCCUGUCUACCUGCUCCUGGCCCAGGAGCACCUGAGCCACUUUCUGGAGAUGUGCUAUAAGAUGGACCUCCACGGCGGGCACCUGCCGAACAUGCGUGUCCGGAGCACGUGUGGGGACACGUACUGCAGCAAGGCGGGCCGCCGCUUCACGGGGCAGGCCCUGGAGAAGUUUGUCAUCAUCGACUGUGAGCAGGUGGUGGCGGGCAGCUACAGCUUCACCUGGCUCUGCAGCCAGGCCCACACCAGCAUGGUGCUGCAGCUGAGGGGCCGCAUCGUGGAAGACUUCGACCGGGAGUUCCGCUGUCUGUACGCCGAGUCCCGGCCUGUGGGGGGCUUCUGCGGUGGCGAGGACCCCAGGGCGCCCUGCCCUCCUCUGGUGGCCCUGGCCCUCGGGCCCAGCAUCCCGAGCCGCAGGUCCUCAUCGCCCUCCAGCACCAGCCUCGGCAGCAUCAAGCACUCCCCUCUCAUGGGCCGCUCCUCCUACCUCGCUCUGCCAGGAGGCGGUGGCUGCAGUGACACGGGAAUGGGGUCCUCAUCCCCAGGCCCUACGUGUCGCAAAGCCAGUGGCCAGUCCUCCCUACAACGCCAGCUGUCAGAUCCUAACCGUGCCUCACCCCCGGGGCCCUACAGGGCCAACCUGGGCAAGAUGGGGGCGUCCCCGUGGUCCCAGUCCUCCCCUGCCCUCAACCACACUGGCACCAGCCCCUUGUCCCUGGCAGUGGGGUCCCCCCUGCUUACUCGCCCACGCUCCCUCCUCCCCUUCUCCCGAGGUGCCCCAGCCCUGUCUAGGCUCCCAGAGAAUGAGCUUCCGGGAAGCCAGGAGCCUUGCCCCCCACGAGGCCGCUGGGUACCUGGCUCAGCCCUGGAGACGGUGGAGGAGAAGAAGGCUCUGAGUCAGAGCCAUGGCCAGCUGGACCUCAUCCCCUUUCCCAGAGCUCGAGAAGCAAGACGCCCUGAUUCUGGUGUUACCUCCAACUCAGACUCCCUGUGGCCUGGACAGCAGGCCCAAAAGGACAGGAGGUUAUCCCCAAACCAGAGAUACAACCAGCUGGAUCUCCUGCCCCAGGCCCAAGGUGCUGGGGAUACCCCUGCGUCAGGCUCCCCCAGACCUGGCAGUGGGAACCCAGAGGACCAGAGGCUGCCUCCAAACCACAGCCAUGGCCAAUUGGACCCUAAGACUGGGGGCUCCAGAGUGCCCCCUGAAGCCAACUCCUCAGCCAGGGCUGGCAAGCAGGGCCGAGGCGAGCGACGGCAGACCCUGGGCCACAGCCAGCUGGACCUCAUCACGAGGUUUGGCCCGUUCCGGGGCGAGGGGCCUGGGCCCAAUAGUCUCCCUAGACCGAGCCCCGCUCGCAAGCCUGGAGUGGGCUCUGGGGAUGAGAAGCGGCUGACUCUGGGCCACAGCCAGCUGGACCUCAUCACCAAGUAUCAUCAGCUGCAGGGCGCCAGGCAGGGGCCUGAGCACGGCCUCCCUGGGAGAACCAAAGGGGACCAGCGCAACGGCAGUAGCAACGGCACAUGUGGGGACGAGAAACGGCUGACCCUGGGCCAUAGCAAACUGGACCUCAUUACUAAGUUAAACAAGUCCAAGUUCAAGCUGCUCCGAAGCCGCUUUGAGUCGUAGCCUUGCUCCCAGCAGGGACAUAGCCCUCCUACAUCUGCUGAGACUAGAUUUGGUUAGGUUCUAGACUCUGGGUAGAAGCUUGGGCAUAGGCUGCAUGGGGAGGAAAGGAUGUCUGGAAGCCCAGGUUAGACACUCCCUGUGCUCAGGGUUCUUGCUUACACACACACACACACACACACAGAUGCACACACACAGGGAAACGGAACCCUCAGUUAAUGUUAUUUGCCACUGUGCUGGGCACUUCAGACCAAUUAUGUCUCUUCCUUCAUCUUCACAUCCUGCAAGAUAGACCUCUAGUAGAUAAACAAUCCUAGGAUCAUAAGUGUUCAUCUUUCCUAUUUUAUAAAUAUGGAAUUGAUGACUUGCUUAAAAUCAGGUCUAAUUAAGUGGCAGAAAAGAGACCCAAAUCUGUGUCUUUUACUCUUUUGAUUGUGUUUUUGCACAGAUACAACCCACAAUAUCAACAAUUCAUAUGUGCCCAGGCAUACUAAAUAUACACACCACAGCAAUGCCCAAAAUGCCUUCACAACAUACAUAGCACAUUAACAGGGUUCACACCCACAGGCUGCACACCCAUAAGCACAAUAAAUGUCAUUUGACUAAAUGAAUGGUUACACACACUAUAUGCAUUCAGUCACAUUGUAGACCCCUCAGGUUCCACAGACCAUAUAUAUAUAUAUAUAUAUAUAUAUAUACAUAAACACACACACACACACACAC